AUGGGCGCCGGCGCGUCGUCGCGGGAGGCGGCGCUGUCCAGCCCGGAGAAGGAGCCGGCGAAAUGCCGCCAGCCGAAGCUGCAGAGCAUCUCGUUUCGUCGCUGCGACCUCCACGCGUCGUCGGGCGGGACCUACCACCAUCGCGGUGCGAGCGAGGUCGCGGCGGGCGCGGCGAGCCCGCUCGCGGCGGACGAGGCCGAGGCCGCGGGCGACGACGAGGACCCGGCGGCGCGCCUGGACCGGAGGGCCGUCGAGGCGUGGGCGGCGGACGCGGUGCUCCUCGGCGCCGCGGGCCGAUCGCUGACGCGGCUCGACCUCAGCGAGGGCUGCGUGAGCGACCGCGUCGCCGUGGGCCUCGCGGACGCGGCGCGCGCGCGGCCCGAGCGCGUCGCGAGCCUGACGGACCUCGACCUGUCGGGCGGCAGCAGCUUCGCCGAGGGCGGCUGCGUCGGCUUCCGGGGCUGCCUCGCGCUCGCGGACGUGCUGCCGAAGGCGCUGGCGUCGCUCACGGCCCUGCGCGUCUCCGGGCACCACGUCGGCGCGCGCGGCGCCGCGGCGCUCGCGGCGGCCCUGCGGAAACACCCGUGCCUCGCGCGGCUCGACGCGCAGCGCUGCUUCCUCGGCGACGCCGGCGUCGAGGCCCUCUGCGGGGCGGGCCGCUCGCUCGUCGCGCUGGACCUGAGCCACAACUACUUCAAUCGCGCCGGCUGGCGCGCGAUCGCGGCGUUACUCGAGACGUCCACGCGGCUCCGGUCGCUCGCGCUGCGGGACGCGCUCGCCGAUCCCGCCGCGGGGAGCCUCAUCCAGCGCGAGUGCCGGCCCGGCGGCGCGCUGACCGCCGCGGACGUCAUCGACGCGGCGGUCGCGCUCGCCGGCGGCCUCGCGGGGAACAGGGCUCUCACCCGCCUCGACCUCGGCGCGUCCUUCGACCGCGAGGCCGUCGCGGCCAUGGGCCGCAUCCCCGUCGGCGAGGACCUCGGCGUCGAGCACGUCGCGCGGGCCCUCGCGGCGCACCCGGCCCUCGAGGCGCUCGCGCUCGGCGUGGACCGGCGCGACGCGCGGUCCGUCGCGGCGCUGCAGCAGCUCGCCCUCGCGCGCGCGACGCCGGACCUGCCGGCGUUCCGCUUCGCGUUCCCGCUCGGCCUGCCGGAGGCGGAGUUCGUCGCCGGGGCGACGGCGAACGCCGAGGGCGCGGUCUACGGCGCGGAGAUCGCGCGGACGUGCCGCGCGGCCGCGGAGACGGUCGUGCACCGCGCGCCCUGGCUCGAGAAGUUCCGCCAGGACCUCUACGAGCCCCUGGCGGACGCGCUCGCGGCGUCGCGGCGCCGCGCGGACGACGUCAAGUACGGCCGCCGCGAGGAGGCCUGGAACAACGUCUUCUUCAACGAGGACGACGCCGACGACGGCGCGGACGCCAAGCCCCGGCGGUCGCUCCGGGCCCAGGCCGACGACUUCGCCAAGGCCGCGCGCGCGCGCGUCGAGGACGCCGUCGACCGUUACACGGACCGGCGGCGCGCGUCGGCCGUCGCCGAGGCGCGCGACGCGCAGCCGACGGACUACUACGGCAACGGCGGCUACUGGCGCGCGCUCCGCGUCGACUGCCGCGUCGGCCCGUCGGGCGCGACGGCGCUCGCGCGCGGCCUCCUCCGCGCGCCGCGGGACCUGCCGCUGCGGUCCCUGCGGCUCUCCGGCGACGUCGGCCCCAAGGGCGCCGCGCGCCUCGCGGCGGCGCUGCUCGAUCGCGACCGCGGCACGCUCGCGGACCUCGACCUGUCGCGCAACGGCCUCCGCGACGCGGGCCUCGCGAGCCUCGCCGAGGCCCUCGCGGCCCAGGCGCGCCUCGCGUCGCUGGACCUCUCCGGCAACCGGCUCAAAGGCCCGGGCCUCGCGGCCGCCUGCGACGCGCUCGCGGCGGCGCCCGCGGCCGCGCGGCUCCGCGAGCUCCGGCUCCGCGACACGCCGGACCUCGGCGCGGACGGCGCCGCGGCCGUCGGCCGGCUCCUCGCCUCGCCGCGCGCCGCGGCCGCGCCCGCGCUCGACCUCGGCGGCGCCGCGCGCCUCCGGCCCAAGGUCCUCGACGCGGCGCUCGCGCCCCUCGCCGCGCUCGACCGCCUCGGCCUCGACGCCUGCGGCCUCGACGCCGCGGGCGGCGCCGUCCUCGGCCGGCGGCUCCCGCCGACGCGGCGGCUCGUGGUGGACGGGAACCCGCGCCGCGCGGCGCUCGGCCGCGACGGCGUCGUUGGCCUCGCGGCCGCGCUCGGCAAAAUCGUCGAGCUCGACGCCUGCGACGUCGACGCCGACGGCGCCGCGCUCGCCGCCGUCGCCGACGGCGUCGUCCGCGGCGGCUCGCUCACGGGGCUCCGCGUCGGCCCCGUGGACCGCGCGGACGACGCGACGGCGCGGACGCUCGAGCGGCUCUUCGCCGCGCCCCGGCUCCGCUUCCUCGACCUCUGCGGCGAGAGCCUCGGCGCCGAGGGCGCGCUCGGCGCCAUCAGCCGCGACGCGCGGCGCGCGACGGCCGACGCCGACUGGAACGCGCUCGACGAGGGCCGCGGCCGCCAGCACACGGGCCGCGUGCCGCCGCGCCGCGACGCGAGCCGCGAGGCGGUCCUCGGCGCCGACGACGCGUUCGACCUCGAGGACAACGCGCGCGCGAGGCCGCGGUCGCCGGAGAUCGUCGCCGACAACCCCCUCGCGUCCCUCGUGUAG
Aureococcus anophagefferens is the source of this 2709-nucleotide messenger RNA. RefSeq lists its product as hypothetical. Gene Ontology annotation, cellular component: cytosol; nucleus; perinuclear region of cytoplasm. Gene Ontology annotation, molecular function: small GTPase binding; GTPase activator activity. Gene Ontology annotation, biological process: nucleocytoplasmic transport; activation of GTPase activity. The coding region runs from base 1 to 2709 and encodes 902 amino acids. NCBI's taxonomy places the organism in Eukaryota, Pelagophyceae, Pelagomonadales, Pelagomonadaceae. The transcript is spliced from 2 exons. The record is from RefSeq and is a predicted model, not a curated record.